Molecule: messenger RNA, 7194 nt
Organism: Macrobrachium nipponense
Lineage: Eukaryota; Metazoa; Arthropoda; Malacostraca; Decapoda; Palaemonidae
Product: ADP-ribosylation factor-like protein 4A
Exons: 4
Coding region: 1-594 (197 amino acids)
Biological process (GO): vesicle-mediated transport; intracellular protein transport
Cellular component (GO): plasma membrane; cytoplasm
Molecular function (GO): GTP binding; GTPase activity
Source: RefSeq, a predicted model, not a curated record
AUGUUCGCGAGGAAAACACAUCUUUGUAUCCAUCAAACUGAACUCGACAUCAUAGUCCUCGCUCGGUUGAAACUGACGCGGGCCACUGAACCUGUGACACCCGAUAGUCAGCCCGAAAACGGCGAGGCUGUGACGCGGAAAGAGCUCAACUAUCAGUCAAGAGCUCAAUCCUCACUCAGCCGAACCGAGGGGACCAGCUUCCUAAUCUGGGACGUGGGCGGCCAGGAGAAGAUCAGGCCCCUCUGGCGGUCCUACACCCGGUGCACGGACGGGAUCGUGUUCGUGGUGGACUCCGUCGACAUGGAGAGGCUGGAAGAAGCCAGGUGUGAACUGCACAAGACGGCAAGGCUUCCUGAGAACACACAGGUCCCGAUCUUGGUGUUAGCAAACAAGCAAGACUUGCCAGGUGCUCGAGAACCCACAGAGAUAGAGCGAUUACUGGGACUGGCAGAACUUGCCAAUACACAUCUAUGGCACAUACAGCCAGCGUGUGCAAUCACAGGAGAAGGAUUAGACGAAGCUCUGGAGAACCUCUACGAGAUGAUCCACAAACAGAGGCGUAUUUCUAAAACUAACAAGAAGAAGCCCAGAUGAUCAUCAACCUCCGACUAGUUGGCUGCCUCUGCCAGCUGUCGGAACUCUUGCUGCUGGAGUUGUUGGCCCGCUAGCUGGUGGAGACAAGAGGUGGAAGUGACACAGGUGUGAAAAGGACCAUCUGUGGGGGAUUAAGAUCAUCCUUUGGUGUGGUAUUUCAAGUGCACGAUCCUUGGAGCCUUGAGCAGAAGUGACUGAUGGCUUCGAUCCUUGGAGCCUUGAGGAGAAGUGACUGAUAGCUCCGAUCCGUGGAGCCUUGGGGAGAAGUGACAGAUGGCUUCGAUCCUUGGAGCCUUGAGAAGUGACUGAUGGCUUUGAUCCUUGGAACCUUGAGAAGUGACUGAUGGCUUCAAUCUUUGUAGCCUUGAAAAGUGACUGAUGGCUUCGAUCCUUAGAGCCUUGAGGAGAAGUGACUGAUGGCUUCGAUCCUUAGAGCCUUGAGGAGAAGUGACUGAUGGCUUCAGAACAGGGUCAGCUCAGGAAUACCAUACAGGAUGUUGUUUCCCCUUAUCUGGCUGCUGACUGGACCCAAGAAAUUCUAGAGAUAUGGCUGAGGGCUGCUGCUUUCUUGACCAAAACCCCAGGGAUAACUUGUUAAGGUGAUGAAGCUGGCUACUCCCCCAGUGCGAAGAAACAUAAUAAAAUCACUGAAAGGAAUUGUUGUUGGGAUUUUCAGAACUCGACAUGAGUCUUGACAUUUCCUGUGUGGCUCUUUUCGUGUAAAAUUUUGAAUAUGUGUUGUUCAUCGUGUGUUUUCAAGUAAAAUAUGGCAAUAUGGUUGAAUGCCAGGUUCUGGUGGGUAACGAGUGACUAAGCUGAAAUCAUUCUGGUUCUAGAGGACAUAAGCAAUGUGCUUCAAAAAGUCUGUGUAUUUUCUGUUCAACUGAACUCCAGACACAUGAAAUCUCAUAAUGCCUUAGAAACAACGUCUUUCAGGCAUGGAGCGACACUUUUCAAAACUCUCAUCUUGCAAUAAAAGCUUUAACGAUAUCCAGUGAAAUGUGUCUUAACUUGAAUUUACAUUUAAGUGUUCCUGUGCCGAUUGGUACAGAGAUGCAUCCCACGACAACCUGCUAAAACACUGUGUACCACAAUAACCCUUCAGUCCUUGAACCCAAUUCAAAAUUGGGCUCAAGUCAAAAGUGGCCUUCUUAGAGAACUAGUCCUGUCAUCUGGUAUAUAUAUCAUGUUUAAGGACUUCCUUCCAGGCCUGAGAUGGACGAAGCAUUGCAAAAUGAGGUGUUUAGUCUUGAUCCUUAGGAAAGUUUCACUGUGCCAGGUAACGCUGGUGCCAGGAUGCAACGAAGAAACAGGAACAUGAUGUUCUGCUGUUGCCCGUCUGCGAAUGGACACUACAGUGAAACUGCAGUCUAUGACGAGUGAUGUUUCAUGAUGUAGAAACUUUGUGAAGAAACGCCUGGCUGCUGCUGCAUCCUGGGAAUCAAAGGUAUCAAGAAUAAUGCGAUUGGAAAGUGACGCAAACAAGAAAUCGUCCAUUGAUCUAAAUGACAGAUUUCAUUCGUAGUUUUAAGAAUGGUAGAAGCAGCUAUACAGUUUUUUUCUGAAUGGUAUCUUUGUCGAUUACAUUUCCUUGUAGGAAAGUCUCAAACCUUCCUUCCGACUUGUUUAAGGGUGAAUUAACACUGGGCUUCACCCCACGGUGCAUAUGUAAGACUCAUCACCAACUCCUCCCAAAUUUUUGUUAGCCCUGCCUACUGGACUGCUCAUUAGAGUGUGUUAGUGGUGUGGCGUGACUCUUGAUGAGCAGUCCAGUAGGUGGGGCUAACAAGAAUUUGGGAGGAGUUGGUGAUGAGUCUUACGUGUGCCGUGUGGGGUGAAGCCUAGUGUAAACUCACCUUAACAGUUCUGUACAUUAGACAAAACGAGGGUGAUUUUGUUUCGGUUUCAUUUGUAAAUUUUAAAGUUAUUCUCCUUGAAAAGAAAAAUAUUGAAAAGAAAGUGGAUUUCACAAAGAGAACUUGUAAUUAUAUGUACUUAAUUUCUACUCAAUUUUUCAAGCAAGUAUUGAAAUUGUUAGAUGUUUCAAAGAUUAUUCACGAAAACUAACUAUUGCCUCAUACGACGGACAACCCUGCUUACAGUUUCAUGCUAUCUAAGCCGAUUCCAAAUUGUUUUGUAUGACGAAUGGGUAUUCAAGAACACUAUCUCAGUUAGCUAGGACUGUUGAUGAGAUAUGAUUACCAAUGACAAAACACUAAUUUCCCUUGCAAGUUUUUAGUAAAGAGAUGAAGAACCCAAUCUAAAUAGGAAGCGCUCAAUCAGGGACCACACAAGGGACAAUAAUGCCCGAUAGAUUCCACCCCAGACAUGGAGUCCUACUGAAUGAAGUAAACACCACAAAUUGCAAUAGCCAUUUGUGGUGACGGCUAUUGGAGUCACUCCACCUAAUGACCAACAAUAUUACUAUUAACGGACGAAUUGCACAAAUAUAAUAAGCUCGAGUAAGUUCACAAUCAACAGGUAAAACAUAUCUCACAUUUUGCUGUAGAGAAUUUUCUGGACACUCUCUGGUGUUGUUGACAAUACUCCUAUUAUUGUAAGGCGCUCAAAAACAAAAAAAAGCAUUAGCUACAGAACUUCUCUCAUGGCAAAAGGGGGUUGGUAUCAAGUGUGUGAAUAAGUCACCGUAUUUACUCCAAGAAAAUGAAAUAUUUUUACACUAACCAGUAGUCAGCAGUCUACUGAGACAACAGUGAGAAGUUUCCACUUUUAUUGUCAGUGUAGUUGUGCUGUUUCUCGCAUAAUAUUCCCUAGAAGGGAGACAGUCAAUAGAUUAACAUAAAACACUGCUAUUUAGCGGUGAUACUUAUUCUAACUCUUACAUGUACAAAGAGAACAGAAGACAUUUUUCUAGUCAUAUAUUUAGUCAGAGAUGAAGGAUGUAGAUGGCUACUCAAUUCCCUGAGGUGGAGUAGUUUUAUUCUAGCGGUAUCUACUUAUUGUAUAUUCUAUAAUAAAAACAAACAUGUACAGCUAAGCUAUGGCAUCCAUCAGUUAAGAAAAGAUGUGAGUGUAUAAAUCAUUAACUGUUAUUUAAGAUUUUAGGAUCAUCAGUGUCAAAUUCCUUGUUCACGUCGUCCUCGCCUACAGCUAUACAGGAAACUGUUGUAUCAUAUAAUUAUUUACCGAUCUAUUUAUUGACUUACUGACUUAUUAUAAGGCCAAAAAACUCUCUUUAAUGGAAUGCAUGUCGGUAAAUCAGUCCGUGAAAUUAAUUUAUCUUAUGAGCACUGCGUUUCACCUUGGUUACUUUGGGCAUACAGAACUGUGCAUUAAUCACAUUUGCAUUCGUGAUAAACACCUAUGUGAUAAAAAAAAUUAAUGAUAUAUAUGUUUCAUGAUCUAUAUUUAUACAGUGGUUGUUCUAUACAAGAUAUGUUAUAUCGUUUACGAAGAAAUAAUAGCAUUUUAUAGCGACAUAUUGCAGCAGGCAUAUCCAUAUAGAAAAUACAUAAUGUUGUCCAUAGACAAUAAUGUUGUUACUUUUGACUGGCAGAAUUUUAUCACCAAAUUCGUUCUUAAUCUAAGAGUUUAGCAGAUUGUGGCUUUAGACACAAAUUGUUUUCAGUAACAUGUUAAAAAAAAGAAAUCGCUGGAAGUUGUGCUUCGCGUUGUUACUCAGACCAUUGCUGCAGAUUCCCAAAAUGUCCUCCACCUUUACCAAUGUUAUGAGCAGUCCAGAAUAAAAUUCAUGAAUUGCCACAGAAGAAAGUUAGCUUAACUGCAUUUAGAUGCUGAAAUCAGCAAACUGCAUUGAAGAAAACGAGCUCUACAUUGUCAGUGCAAUAACGGAAUUCAGCAACAAGAUUCUCUGCUUGUGAUGCCUUCAAUGAAGGACAUCUAAAAUGAGAGCAGAAACCUCCAACAUUAAUACCGAGACUGACCUCACUGACUGACGUUUUCCACUACUAAACACCUCACUGAGACUCAGACUAUACCUUGGCCAUCCCCGCAUAAAAAGCUGACAUAGGAUACAGCAUAACUUAAUCAUCACUACAUAGAUUGACCCUAGUCAUCCUUCCACGACUGAAGACUGUCUCAGGCAACCUUUAUUAAACUCACCGAGAUGCAGGACCUCGACCAACACUACGGAAAUCGAUCAGUUUCAGACUGGCCUCGUUAUCAUAACACAGCAUAUCGAAUUUCUGACUGGCCUUGAUAAUUACAAUGCUCAUCCAUAGUCAGACCAACGUUGACGAUUUUGCUCUAUAAUUUGCCAGACUCAAACUGAAGUUGAUCAGCACUAAAUGGAAUGGAAUAUAGAGUUCAGGCCAAAGGCCAAGCACUGGGACCCAUGAAGUCAUUCAGCACUGGGCAGGAAAUUGAGAGUAGUAGAGGUUUGAAAGGUCUAACAGGAGGAAAAAUUAUAGAAUGGAGUGGCCUCUUUUCCAUGGUAUCAACUUACAUCCAGGUCAUGAAACAAAGAGAUGUAAUGUACACAGGAAUGGUCUGGGUGACGGUGACCGAACGAAGCCGCAGCUUUCACGGAUUUCUUUCGCACUUAGGAAACGUAGAUGUGUGGCAUAAGCUUCCACUGAGAUGUGUAGAAGCUGUAGAUGACGUAGGAAGAAUAAAUGUUAUUUGAUAUAUUUGAGAUGCUGUACAGUUUCCGGGAGAAUCUAACCGGCUGGUUGUCGAUGUUCGACGGGAGUUCGUACUUUUAAAAUGAAUAUACUGAGAAAUAGAUCACCACAAGUUGGCUGAACAUCAUCACUUGAAUUGGAGACAGAACGUAGGAGCUGUCAGAUUUAUUUUUUAGCUGUAUAGUCACUCAUAUAAGUUCAUGAAUGUCUCCGGGCAUAAAGCUGAAUUCCAUCCAACCCCUUUCUGGACAAGGGGUCUGUAUAGUGACGUAAGACAGGCAGACAGCGAAACUUUCUACAGCAGUUAGGUACUUGAACACUUUGGCCAGUUUCAUACUCCCAGACACCUGUCAUCCAGAAAGGGGUGAAAUGGAAAUCUCUCUCAAACACCCGGACAUCCAUGAACUUAUAUGGGUGACUGUACCACCAUCUUAUCUACAAAAUCAAUGGUUAGCCUCAUGGCUAUACUAAAGUUGCUGGGCAAUUCCGAUGCGUCAAAUUUAGUCAUGUGAAAAUGCCUAUUUGUACAAACUCAAAGAGAAACUAUUAUAUUAAAUCAGGAUCGAUAAAUGAGAAUACUUCAUCUGUUAUAUAUGUUUAUACAUUAAAUUUACCAGUUUUUUUUUUUUAUAAAUCUUGCUGUGUGAUCAUAUGGCAAAAUCGCUUUGAUUUUUCCAUUAUGCAUCUAUACACUGACUUAUUUUUUCACAAGUUAACUCAUUUCUCUCUAGCUAUGGAUCAACAAUGAGAAAAUACUCAUUUUAAACACAGAUUUCUAUAUGAGCAAAUCAUGUAAUGUGAUGUAUAACCAAAAUUCAACUGGGACUUCCGGCUGAUCAUUUAAUUGCUAUAUUCAGUUUUUGCUGCAAACUCAUGACAUUCUAGUUGAAAUUUAAGAUUUCAAUUUUCUUCCUUGAACGUCUCUUACAAAAUACUCAUUUUAGAACUGAUAUUUACCCUAAAAAGGAAUGACAGAAUGGCAUGAUCAAGUAUCAUUACCAUUAGAGCCGGAAGUAUCUUGAGAGAUAAAUAAAAAAAAGUUUUUCAGUUUUCAAUUACUGGUUGUCUUUCUUUUUCUCAUAAUCCCAGACUCUGAGUUGUUAUAAUAAUGUUAGAGAGUCUCUUUUUGACCUGGCUACAGCAGUGGCAGAAUAUGCAAUGCUAAAGAACUUUGGAGAAUUUUGGAUAAUACUGAUGCUUAACACUGUAAAAUAACAUGAUUUUCAACCUACCACCCUUAAUUUUUUCGUGGUAUGUAAUGCAAGUUUAUAUUCGUUAUUACUUUAAUAACAGCAAUCCUUGUGGUGUAAUAACUAAUACCAGCUGGAGAAUAAUAUAUUGAAGGUUUUGUGAGAAAACUGCUUUCCUUGUGACGUAAGAGACGGAAUCUCAAGGUCUUCGGGUGAAUUCGCCUACUGAUAAAGCUAAGGCAUUUGUCAGACACUUCAGAUGAAAAUAUAUUACACUUGAUAAUGAUGUUGCCAUGUAUAUUUCUCGUAUUUUCACUGUGAUAUGUUAUUUAGAUGUGACGGGUCUUAUUAUCACUACUCUUUCGUUGGAGUUGCUAAUGAAACUCCGGGUCAGUCCGUCUUGUUUUCAUUCGUACUCAGUACUGAAUUAAGAUAUUCUCUGACCUGGGGAAGACAACUCCCUCUGUGCUGACUCUGUGAUUGGUCAGGGCUUCCCGUCAUUAACCAAUGAGAGUCGCAGUUGUAGUAGAAAUGUUGCCAAGUGAUAAAUAUUAUUUUGUGGAGGACUGCAAUUCUUCUUUUCUCCUCGGCCGUUUUUACUGUUAUUUGCUAAGCUUAGUCAAUAGUCACAUAAGGCUGAAAGUGUGUGUGUUUGUGAGUCUGUGUGUUUGCAGCAGAACCAAUUUAGGCUGUUCCAGCUGUAGGUUUCCAGGAGGCGCACUUUCCAGAGGACGGCUAAUGUGUACCAUCCAAAACUGGAAUGAGCAGGUGUUAGGUGACAAACGGUGAAUUCAUUUUAAACGUUU